Molecule: messenger RNA, 1316 nt
Organism: Lates calcarifer (barramundi perch)
Lineage: Eukaryota; Metazoa; Chordata; Actinopteri; Centropomidae
Gene: thap4
Product: THAP domain containing 4
Exons: 5
Coding region: 131-646 (171 amino acids)
Source: RefSeq, a predicted model, not a curated record
CCAUAAUUCCCCACUGUAAUUAUAUACUACGUCACAUUAUAGCAACACUGUCGCAGUCCUGCACCUUCAGUCACAUUUAACCUUGUAUUUCUGCCUGCUUAUUCUUGUUUGACUGCAGUUUACAUGACUAAUGGCGUGUCCUGUAAAUCACACAGCAUCAGCUGAGUUGAACCCAGCCAUCCUGCCCCUAGACUGGCUCCUGGGAACCUGGGAGUCAGAGGAGCCUGGGGAGGGCUGCUUCCCGACCAUCAACCCUUUCCGCUACAUAGAGACACUGUGCUUCAGCCACGUGGGUCAACCAGUUAUCAACUUCAUGUUCAACGCCUUCCAUGCAGAGUCUAAAAAACCUCUGCACAGGGAGUGUGGUUUCAUUCGAAUUCAGCCGGGAACCAACAGAGUGGCGUUUAUCAUUGCACAAAACUCAGGUCUGGUGGAGAUCGAGGAGGGCGAGCUGACAGGGCACCAGCUGAACCUGCAGACUCACGCUCUAGCCAGAAUUUCUUUUGCCAAGGAGCCUCAUGUACAGCAGAUUUCCAGAGUGUUUCAGCUCCGACCAGAUGGGAGGCUGGAGCAGACAGUUUCCAUGGCAACAGACAACCAACCGCUGAUGCAGCACCUGCGCAUCACCUACCGUCGGUCAUCUUGACCCAACAAGCAGACAGGCUACUUAUACACAGAAAUACCAUAGGCUGGAAUGACAAAUAUUGCUAAAAAAAAAGAAAGGCUUGAUCAGUAACUGAGUCAGAUAACCAUAUAAACAACCUACAGCUAAACAAUUAUAUACAGUAAUUCUGCAAUAUGGUGUGUUGGAUGAGCUGGAGAAGUUAUGGUGUCACAUCAGUGCACCUCAAAUUAAACUUAACAAUUAAUGGUGAAUUUUACAUGACACACACAAAUAACAGGGCUUUGUUUAGGCACUACAGUGGGAUAGAUGCACUGAGGAUUAAUGCUACAGUCAAAAAUAAUAAUAAUCUUUGAGCUGGAAAGCUUUUAAAGCACUGAUGAAAGAAUAUUGAGCACAGUGUCAUUUUAUUGUAUCUUCUUUGCACUAUUAUAAGAUUAAAAGCUAUAAAGUAAGUGCUGCUCCUGGGGUCAAUGUGUGGGAUCAGUGUUUUUUAGUGUGAGAUUCAGAGUUACAGAGAUUUAUUUAUAGAUUGGGUGGCACUGAUUUAAAGUUAUGGUUUCAGGUAGUACAUACAACCUUUUAAAAGAGUUUCUGUCACGGGUAUUAGGGUGUUUAGGUGUAAGGUUUAUGUCUCUGAAUGAAUAGAUUCUUUGGUAUAGAUACUAACAUUAAAAGAUCACACAUUAAAAUU